CCAUCUCUUCACCUGUCUAAAGUUGACGGGACUGUCAUUUUUCUUGAGAAUACAAUCAUGAGGUCCUUACCGCCAGGUCUGUCCGUCCUAGCAGUUGUUUGGCUGGCGGGGCUUCUGCAGUUUCCGUGCGCAAGGUGUGGUGUUUUACAAAGGCACCGAAGUCUGGUCAAAGAGGACAAUACCUUCUAUUACAACGAUGGAAAGGGAAUACUUGACUUCGAAAUCCGGGAAGAAGCGAACCCCGUAUACCUGCCGGAAGCCGAGGAAUCGACACUAGAACCAGCGCCUACAGAAGCAGAGCCAACCACGGCUGCGGUCCCCACGACCACGGCGGCGGCGCCCACAACCACUACCACCACCCAACAAGCGAACAGUACCACGACAAGCGCGGCUACAGGCAACACCACCACCGUACAACCACCUGUCAACUUUACCACGACACCAUCGAACGCCACGACCGCCGCCCAGCCGCCUGCAAAUGCGACCACCGCCGCCCAGCAAACGACGACGCCAACCUUGGGACCACCGCCUCCGCCCGUGCCCCCGAAGCCGGUCGGCCGGGUAGCCUUCUCCGUCGCGCGGCUAACGCCGUUUGGGCCCCUGAGGAGGGACACGGUCCUGCCGUUCGAACACAUGUUCAGUAACGCCGGGGGAGGGUUCUGUAUGCACACCAGUGUCUUCACUGCACCUGUAUCAGGGACGUAUCAGUUCUGGUGGAGCGGGCAGAAGCGGUCGGAGUGGAAGAUGUACCUGGGGUUGUACAAGAACGGAGAGGAGAUGGCGGGAGUGUACGAAGCAGACAUCGACCCCGCCAGGUUCCCAAACCUCAACCCGCACACCGCCUCCAACACUGUCGUCAUGCACCUGUACGAGAAAGACGAGAUGACAGUGGUGAUAGCUGAGGGAGCGCAAACCUACAGCACGGAGUUCGGCAAAUACACCAGCUUCUCCGGCGUCCUUCUUUUCCCAGACGACCCCGAAGCCUAGAAGUCCUCUGGUCACAGAACUUCUUGUCAGAC
Branchiostoma belcheri (Belcher's lancelet) is the source of this 1019-nucleotide messenger RNA. RefSeq names its product EMILIN-1-like. NCBI's taxonomy places the organism in Eukaryota, Metazoa, Chordata, Leptocardii, Amphioxiformes, Branchiostomatidae. The record is from RefSeq and is a predicted model, not a curated record. The transcript has 4 exons. Bases 58 to 987 code for a protein of 309 amino acids. Gene Ontology annotation, molecular function: protein binding.